Messenger RNA from Protopolystoma xenopodis, 447 nucleotides. The record is from the annotation of a GenBank genome assembly. NCBI's taxonomy places the organism in Eukaryota, Metazoa, Platyhelminthes, Monogenea, Polystomatidea, Polystomatidae.
UGUAUCGAUCGUCUUGUAAGCCACAUUCAUGAUGUACUUACCUCCAAUCGCCUGUUGCCUACUUCUGGAUGCGCUUCUAGCAAUGUCAGAAUUCUGACAAACAACCUCAGUGACAGUGAUCAAGUCGAAGGGCUUACCAACUGUUUUUAUGUAUUACAUGGCGUUGCUCGGGCCGCUGGCCACUUGGCGACUGAAACAGCUGUUGGGUCACCAGCGACUUCAUCGACUACGUCGACGGUUUCAACGACAGUUACUGGGUUGCGUACAAGUGUUGCUGUAUCUACUGGUCGAGAUGGGCAUUUAUUUCAUGAAGAUGAUGGCUCUAGUCGUUCGUUACGACGUUAUGUUGGUGAGGAGGUUGUCAUCUGGCUCUGGGAACGUUUGUUAGCGCCUGCACUUGAAAUUAGCGCGGAACAGAUUGUCUUGGUAAUUCCUACAAUCUUUUAA